UAAUUAUAUUUUACUUGUCAGUGAUUUUAAUGUUAACAUUUAAUGCUAGUUAUAUUGUUUUUUAAAGUUGACUUUUAAGGCAAUAUUUUUGUUAAAAUGGUUUGAUGAUUUGAAUAAAACCAAAUAGAAUGUUGAGCAACGAGUUCUCAACUAUGAUGUCACAAAGAGUCUUUAAAUCUCAUCAGCCCCGGCUCUCCACAGUGUUCAGUAAACAUCAGAUUACUUUAGUCAGAGUUUGAUCAGUUUGAGCUGAAGUUGGAUUACUGAGCUAGAGGACAUGGAGCACAAAAUAAGUGACACAGCCUUUAACGUGUUUGAUGAAGUUCGCUUAAAGGGGGAACACACUGACGUCAUCAUCACAGUUCAGGGCAAACAUUUUAAAGUGCAUAAGAUCAUCCUUUGUGGCUGCAGCCCUUAUUUUAGGAUGCUUUUCUCCACCCAAUGGACCAACACGGAGGAACAACCCUACGAUAUUCCAGGAUUGUCCUCGGACACCAUGUCUCUUAUUAUUCAAUAUGCAUAUGCAAGUCCUGUCCUCAUUACUGAAGAGAAUGUGUCGGAGCUCUUGGUGGCGGCUGAUCAGUUUCUAAUCUCAGAUCUAAUAGAUGCCUGCUGCCAGUUCCUGGAGGCAAACCUUUGCCCGCUGAACUGCAUUGGUGCCUGCAUGUUAACAGAGCGUUUCCUUUCCUGCUCAAAGCUCCACCUGAAAGCAAGGCUUUACGUCCUGCAGCACUUUGAGGAGGUGCUUCGAGUAUCAGAGGAGUUCCUGGAACUCCCGCUGGGACAUCUAGAGGAACUGAUAGCUCAGGAUGAGCUGAACGUCAAAAAGGAGGAGGUGGUUUUUGAGGCCAUCCUUCGCUGGAUUGGUCAAGCACCUGAAAACAGGAGAAAACAUAUUGCCUUGCUCCUUUCAAAGGUUCGAAUGGGGUUGAUGUCACCUGAAUACUUCAUGAAUGACGUAAGAAACAAUGCACUGGUGUUGGAGAACGAAGCAUGUUCGGAUAUUGUCAUCAAUGCAAUGAAGGUCAUUUUUGCCCCCUACAUUGAGGAACCUGCCAGUUCAGAGCUCAUAAAUCAGCUGACACGCCCACGUCUGCCCUCUGAGAUCCUAUUGGCCAUCGGAGGGUGGAGCUUAAGCAAUCCCACCAAUGAGAUUGAGGCAUAUGAUGCAAGGGCGGACUGUUGGGUCAAUGUGACUCAAGAGGAUGAGCUUCCCAGAGCCUAUCAUGGUUCAGUAGUCCUGAAUGGGUUUGUCUACUGUCUUGGUGGCUUUGACAGCAAUAAUUAUUUCAGCAGCGUGAGGAGAUUCAAUCCCAUUACUCAAACUUGGCAAGAGGUGGCUCCCAUGUAUGAACGUCGAUGUUAUGUUAGUGUGGCUGUUCUGCAUGGCCUCAUUUAUGCCAUUGGUGGUUUUAAUGGAUACAGACGACUAAAAACUGCAGAACGCUAUGAUUCAAAAACCAACCAGUGGACAAUGAUGGCACCCAUGAAUGAACGGAGGAGUGACGCCAGCGCCACCUCACUGCAGGACAAGGUUUAUAUCUGUGGUGGCUUUACUGGGGUAGAGUGUCUCUUCUCAGCUGAGAGCUUUGACCCUGAAACUAACCAGUGGAGCCUCAUCGCUCCCAUGAGAAGCCGCCGAAGCGGAGUCGGUGUGAUCACUUACGGGAAUCUAGUUUAUGCCGUUGGUGGUUUUGAUGGUGCCGCUCGUUUGCAAAGCGUCGAGGCCUACAACCCUCUAAAUGAUUCCUGGCAUGAUAUACAGUCUAUGAUAUACCCACGCAGCAACUUCGGCAUCGAGGUGGUGGACGAUCAGCUGUUUGUUGUCGGUGGGUUUAAUGGUAUGGGCACCAGCUGUGAUGUGGAGUAUUAUGACCGGAUGACGAAUGAAUGGGAUGAAGCCUGCGACAUGAGAAUUUCCCGCAGUGCUGUGAGCUGCUGUGUGAUAUCCGGGUUACCUGAUGUCACACAGUACGUAGUGGACCGAGACUCUUUACAGACAUCAGAAGACGAGUCUGACGGUGACUGAUCGACCUCCAGUGGAUGCCUGACAUUCAAAGCAGAAUGCACACUGAAACAUCAUAGAAGAAGUGAUGUGACAUGAUAAAAAUAAAUGCAGUUGAAAAAAAAUGGGUUGGAUUGUGCACUUUAAACGUUAGGAAUAGUUUCUUCAUCGAAACAGAUUUGUAGAAAUGUAGCAUUGCAUUACUUGCUCAGCAGUGGAUGCUCUGCAGUGAAUGGGUGCCGUCAGAAUGAGAGUCCAAACAGCUGAUAAAAACAUCACAAUAAUCCACAGCACUCCAGUCCAUCAGUAAAUGUCUUGAGAAGACAAAAGCUGCAUGUUUGUAAGAAACAAAUCUGUCAUUAUUAACUUUAAACCGUCACAUCUGGGCAAAAUUAGGAGUCUAUAAUCCACAGUAAUGCUUCAUCUGACGGCACCCAUUCACUGCAGCGCAUCCAUUGGUGAGACAGUGAUGUAAUGCUACAUUUCUCCAAAUCUGAUGAAGAAACACCUGAGGGUGAGUACAUACAGUAUGUUCACAAUUUUCAUUUACAUAUGAACUAUUCCUUUACACUCAGGGAUGCCGUGGUUUAGUAGUUAAAGAUCAGAGUUGCUCUUCAAAACAUGCAAGGACUAUUUAAAAAAUUUCGUAUGCAUGAAGCGACAGAGCAAAAAUGCAACAACAAAUAAUUUGUUCACUGAGUAAAUCAGUUCUUUCCAAAAAUGUUCUCUUUUUAAAAUUUGUUUUCAAUCUAAACUAUUUUCAAUCUUAAAUUAAGAAUGUGUAUGUGUAUUCUAUGGAAUCCAUUUCUGCCACAGAAUUUUGAAUUUUUAUCUCGCAAUUAAUUAAUUUUUUUUCUUAACAGAAUUGUGAUAUACAAACUUGGAAUUUCGAAAAAAUGUCAGAAUUUUGUAAUAAAAACACACAAUUACCAUUAUUUAUAUAUUUAUUAUCCUAUGGUUUAAAACAGGUUUCCGUUGGAAUUCUUUGAUUGCUUCCAAUCGGUUCUUGUUGAAUUUGAAGGAUUUUCUGUUUCUGUGUAGGAUGUUAUUAGGUGGAAAAUAUGUUCUGUUAUUAGAACAGGGAGUAUCACUAUAUCAUUUAUUUUAUAAGAUUAAAGUUAUGAUGCUGUAGUUAAUAUAGUUAAUACAGAGACUGUAUUAAAUUAGAUUUUUGGGUCUUCAUUUCCUACAUCAUUUUGUUUAAUAUAUUUUUAGCCUCAUUCUUUUCAAGAGCUUAAAUAUAAAAUAUGAAAAUGAUACCAAAAACCUCAGACAUGGCAUGAGUGAUCGUUUAUUCGUUUUUCUUUGAAUAAAUCAGUAGGACAUUUAUUAAAA
Messenger RNA from Carassius auratus (goldfish), 3340 nucleotides. RefSeq names its product kelch-like protein 10. The transcript has 8 exons. Gene Ontology annotation, molecular function: protein binding. The coding region runs from base 278 to 2029 and encodes 583 amino acids. NCBI's taxonomy places the organism in Eukaryota, Metazoa, Chordata, Actinopteri, Cypriniformes, Cyprinidae. The record is from RefSeq and is a predicted model, not a curated record.